Molecule: messenger RNA, 288 nt
Organism: Helobdella robusta
Lineage: Eukaryota; Metazoa; Annelida; Clitellata; Rhynchobdellida; Glossiphoniidae
Exons: 1
Biological process (GO): regulation of transcription by RNA polymerase II
Molecular function (GO): RNA polymerase II cis-regulatory region sequence-specific DNA binding; DNA-binding transcription factor activity, RNA polymerase II-specific
Source: RefSeq, a predicted model, not a curated record
AGCCCUCCAGCACCAUCGAACACUAAGAAAGCGUACAAAUGCGACUACCCGAACUGCCAGAAGACCUACUACAAGAGCUCCCACCUAAAGGUGCACCAGCGAAUUCACACGGGGGAAAGGCCGUUCAUCUGCAAGUGGGAGCGAUGCGACAAGCGAUUCGCCAGGUCGGACGAACUCUCACGACACUUCCGCACGCACACAGGCGAAAAAAAGUAUCGCUGCUCCGUCUGUCAGCGCAAUUUCAUGCGCAGCGACCACCUAACGAAACACAUGAAGCGACACAACGGC